Molecule: messenger RNA, 6690 nt
Organism: Lates calcarifer (barramundi perch)
Lineage: Eukaryota; Metazoa; Chordata; Actinopteri; Centropomidae
Gene: fam78ab
Product: family with sequence similarity 78 member Ab
Exons: 3
Coding region: 1371-2159 (262 amino acids)
Source: RefSeq, a predicted model, not a curated record
AGACCAAUGCGUAGCGGGGGUGAACCUGCCGUGGCAGCGAUGGGACGAGCACGGAGAAAUGACAGCUUGUGCAGGAAUUUAGGCUGAACCGCAUCCCAUCACACAGAGAGGGAACCGCAACUGUCGAGCUCGGUCGAACUAUGUGACAGCUGGCAUUUCUUCUUUCCCUCCCCUUCAGAGGCGUUUGGCUGUAUAUAUUUUUCUUUUAUUUAUUUUUAAAAUUUAAAAGCAUGGAUCCGGCGAAAUGGGUGCUAAAGUUGACCCGGCGGUGUCCUCUGGAUGUUGCGGCGCUGCUCCGUCUCCAACUCGACUAGAUCUCAGCCGCUUGUGGAAAUGCUCCUGCCUCUCUCUUGUGGGACGGUGAAAUAAUUUGCAGCUAUACAAGUGGAGGUGGAAGGGGGGGAAGAGGAGAAAUAUAACGGGAGCGGACGUGGAGGAGAUAAAGGAAUUACCUCUCUGACCGAAGAACUGUGUGUGUGUGUGUGUGUGUGUGUGUGUGUGAGUGAGUGAGUGAGUGAGAGAGCCGCCGAUCACUCUGAAUCUCUCCAGGAUCUCGCCCCUGCUGAAGACACCGGAGACUUUCCGGUGCACAAUUUCAUAGGUAGACUUCUUUUUUUUUGCAUGUUGUUUUUGUCCGGUUAUAAAUAGACCACAAUUCAUGCAGCUGCACCGCAUGAACCCUUAAUCCGCACAUGUUGUAUUGACGUAAAAACCCGUUCUGAAAUGGUAAAUUACACUUUUUUUCAUUCUGAUGAACUGAGGCUAUUGCGGAUUAAAUGGACACUAGACAGCUCUGCUCAGUGUGAGCUGCCAUUUGUCGUUUAUAACUGUCCGGCUUAACAUUUUUUUUUCUGAGUAUGAUUUGUCAACAGCUGGAUACUCUGACGCUUUAAACGUUAGAUAACAGUGUAGAAUUUGGCCUGUAACGAAAUAAAAGAACCGCACAAAGGACAACACGACGCCAAAAUGUAACAUUAGUCGUUUUUGUUAAUUAUUUAGCCCAUAAUUAACUCGAACCUUUUACGCGCAGCUUUUCCACAGGAUACAUGUGGCCAGAAGUCAUUUUUGCGUUAGAGCGCAUUUCGGAGGCAGUGACUUGUGUCUUGACAGCAUGAAAACAUCAGUGCACGGAUAAGGAAAAGUUAUUGCACCUGCACUUGUUUGGUGAAGUUGCUCUUACAAACCGGAAAGCAUGCGCUCUACACAUGUGAAGAUUUUCUAAUCCGGUCUUUUUCUUCUUCUUUUUCCUUUCUGAAAGUGGGUUUGGAUCAGAGAUGCAUGGCUUUUUUUUGAGAGACAGUCUGCUGUAAAUAAGCAGUUUAUAUUCCGACCUCUGGACGUUGUUGUGGAUUGUGUUGCUGUUUAAUGCAAUGGGCUGUAUCCAGAGUAUCAGGUGUAAGCCUAAGAGUUUCCGAGACAGUAUCAUCGUCCUGGAGGUGAACACUUGCAUCGAUUCCAACCCCACCAGCAUCGACGAGUCAAACAGCGUGGUCCUGCGCUACCGGACGCCUCACUUCCGAGCUCACGCCCAGGUCCUGGUGCCGCCAGUGGCCGGCCAGGAGACAUGGACCAUCGGCUGGAUUCAAGCGUGUAAUCACAUGGAGUUCUACAAUACGUAUGGAAACAAAGGGAUGUCAAGUUGGGAGCUCCCCGAUCUGCGUGAUGGAAAGAUCCAGGCCAUCAGUGACUCGGAUGGUGUCAACUACCCAUGGUACGGCAACACCACGGAGACCUGCACCGUGGUAGGCCCCACCAAGAAGGACAGCAAGUUCACCGUUAGCAUGAAUGACAAUUUCUACCCCAGCGUGACCUGGGGCGUGCCGGUCAGCGACAGCAAUGUGCCUCAGCUUAGCAGCAUCCACCGCGACCAGAGCUUUACGACCUGGCUAGUGGCCAUCAACCAGGCCACCUCAGAGACCCUUGUCCUGCAGACAAUCCGCUGGAGGAUGCGGCUUCACAUCAGAGUGGACCCGGACCAGCCUCUGGGUCAAAGGGCCGUUUUGAAUGAGCCCGUGGCCCAGGAACAGCCCCAGAUCCUGGGCAAGAAUGAGCCCAUCCCCCCCAAUGCCAUGGUCAAGCCCAACGCCAAUGACGCCCAGGUGCUGAUGUGGCGGCCAAAGAAUGGUGACCCCGUUGUGGUCAUCCCACCCAAAUACUGACCUGUUUCACUGACCAGACUCGCCUUGGAUACUUCAACAGUAUCAUUCUCUAUUUGUUCUCUUCCCUUCGUUCCUGCUCUUCACCAGCUCUCACUGCUUUAACCCUUUUUUGACAUAAAUUUUCUUAUGUUUUUUUUUUUUGCCUCUUUACUCUUCUCUCUUAUGUUUUAACACAACCGACGGAGAGGAAAAUAGGCAGACACAAAUUAAACCAGCUCUGAGAAAAAGACCAGCUGUUGCUAUGAGGGUGGGGGCUAGUUGAACAUAAUUUUAAAACUGGAGUGAACAAACUGCAACCAUUCUACCUUCAUACUGGGUCGGGUCUCACUGUGCUAAAUGAAGUCACUGCAAAAAUGAAAAACAAGGGUAUUUCUUUGGGGGUUUUUUUAAGUUGGAAUUUUAUAUUUUGGCUGUUUCGGGCCGAGUAAUACGAGGUUUGUGAUUGGUGGAGUUAAGAGUAUUUACAUGACCAUGUCUGCGCACAUGCUACAUGCACAAGCGUUGUGUUCAAAUACCAGUUGUGUUUUUAUUUAUGGGUUGGAAGAGAGUGCAUUUAAUUGUGUUUGUUUGUUGCUGUUGUUGUUGCUGUCAUGUGCUUCACAUGGCAGAUUUGCAUUGGGUGAUAUACUAGAUUUUUAGUACUUUUUAAAAAACAUGCAAGACAUUCAAUCCAUGCUGCCUUACGUUUACAUCGCUUUCCACUUCAAACUUUUUAGCCUUAAACAAAGUGCAAUGCAGUAUUUUUGCUCAUUUGUCUCAUCUCGUCCAAAAACUGUUGGUGCUGGCAUGUGUGGGUUUAGGACAGGAGGAGCAACACCACAGAAGAAGAAGAGCCGGGUCUAAAAUUUAGGCUUUUUUUAUGUUCAGUUGCAUUUACUUGACAAAUGUAUUGUCUAACAAGUACAACCAGCAUUUAUGUCUAGACACAGUUAUACAAGAUGAACUAGUUGUGCAUUUAUGCAACAGAAGAGAUGCUCUGUGCAGAUGGACAUACAGAGAACAUCAGUAAAGCCAACCCACGUCAAUAGCACUCAGCACAUUAAACUAUACGUGCAAUAACAACUUGAGCAAAAGGUACUUGAAAGCACUUCUCAGUUAACCUCAUUUCAUUCACUUUAUUCUAUUUAGAGGCAGCCGUAGCAUUCUACAUCAGAAAACAUGUUUUCCUUUCUCUGUAUCACUCCAUCUCAGGGCACCUUUUCACUUCCUUCCCUUCUCUUUUAUUCUAUCCAUCCCAUCUUGCCACAGCAACUAAGUGUUGCUCACAUCGAGCAAUUAAUACUUUUAUUAAUAAGCAGUCACAGACAGGGGAAAUAACUUUUAAUAACUGGAGUAUAAAAACAGCAGGAUCUCUGCUGCUCGCAAUCUUUUGUCAUCCGCUCGUCUUGACAAUCAUACACACUGUAUUUAUUAUUGUUGCCUUCCUUUAAACCAUCCCCUUUCUUCCUAUAAUAUUAAAAUCAAAACAUGCCUGUGUCUCAUGUUAACUGAUAGCAUUUGCUACUUUUCUGUCCCUUUCCCUCAGUCGUCUGUAAUCUUCAUCUACGCCAGUAUUCCCCCUCCCACUCCUCCUUUCCUCUCGCUCUUUAUCUGUUGUCGAGGCUGAAAAGCAGAGCAGGAGGCAUGCAAGUUUGAUCCCAACUGCUCGGUUGGCAUAUAGAUGACCCACUUCUCUGCUUUGCCAGUUGUAGCUCUUGCUGCAGAAAUGUGGGGCUUGUCUCCCUUUAUUUCACCGCCAGCAAAUGUGAGACACACACACACAUAAACAAACAGCUCUGGUCAGCUAAAUACCAACAUUAAAUGAAAUAAUGCUAAUUUAAAUGUUAAUCUUUGAGCGUGGCUUCAACUGCAAAACUCUGCCUUUUCAUUAAUGUGGUAAUGAGCUCUGUAAGAGUUUGUUCUGUUAAAGGCCAGUUUUUUUUUGUUGUUUUUUUCACUUCCAAACAUUUUUGCAAGUUCACUGUGCUCACCAAGUCCCGGUGUUUUGGCUCCAACCAGAAAAAUAAUUUGCAUGCAAGUCUGAUCUGCUCAUGUAUUUCACAAAGAUUUGUAAGCUGCUACAGUUUCAGUGUAUCAGCAUCCUCUUACUUCUUACUGAGCAAAGCCUUCAGCCUUCAGGCUUGGUUCAGGCCACAUUUCUUUUCUUUUCUUCUUUUUUGGGAUACUCUGUUCAUUCUACCAUUACAAAACAGAAUUACUGUGUGACUUAACUCAGUAGCACCUAGAACUGGCUGAUAGUUCUACUAAAACCUUAAAGGAAUAGUUCAACAUUUUUAGAAAACAUGCUUACUUGCUUUGUUGCUAAGGUUUGGAAGAUUGAUACCGCUCUCACAUCUAUCCUAUCAAAACUGAAACACCCAAAAUAUUUAAAUAUUUAUUUAACCAUGAGUCAAAUACUUCUCAAUGUCAAUGCUAGCUCAGUAGAAUGACAACCUUAUACUCCCGUCUUUGGAGAAUUAACUAGCUAAAGGCUCCAUUUAGAGCAAUGUAGUACAAGUCAAAUACUAUAUAGCUGAACCAGUGCUCAAAGAUCAACUCUCUUCAUACCAUAUUUUAAUUACACUCUAAGCCCAUACAUGGCUACACCAGAUACUGCUGCUCAGCUUGGCUCAUGUGUAACCUCUGCUAAGGGCUGAGUCACAGGGCAUCGCGGUGAUGGGAGAAGGAGAAGAGAAGAGGCUAGCUGGGGGACUUGCUGUCAUAAUUAGAUCCGUGGUGACACACUUACAUGCCCUAGAUGAACGGAACCGCGCCGAGUCGCGCAGCGCAACACGAGUGGCUAGCUGGAGUCAUGGGUGAGGCUUAAGUGAGGUCAAAUAGCAAAGGUCAGGGGCAGCCUGUCUGUGCAAGAAGGGCUGUCACGCUUCAAAAACUGAACUAUAGACAGUCCAGUGGCUGUGGGGUGAGGUGGGGGGAUGAGUAUGAAGGGGACAACAAAUUGAAUCCACUUAGAACACUGGCUCAUGCUAUGAACUCGGUGACCUUUCACCUAACAUCGCAUGGUGUCAUUUUUGUAUCGCGGACCGCCUCGUAAUGUCUUGCGAUGACCUAUGGUUACGGCGGAUUGUAUUCAAGCUGGACUACAUGUAAUUUAAUUAAACCUUGACACGCAUUGGUUCGCACACGUGUGUGUGUGUGCGUGUGUGUGUUAAAUGCCAUUGCAAGGAUUUAGGGAGGAUGAGGAGUUUCACUGCUGUUGUUGAGUCAUUCUCUCACUCUCUCUCUCACACACACACACACAAACACACAGUGCACAGAAGGUUAUGUCCUUGUCAUAAAACAGGGACAGAGCUUGCCCUUAAAAACAUACACUCACUCACACACUCACACACACACACACACCCUGAGGGGAAAGGAGCAGGCCUGGCGUGGUAUCUGAUUGUCACAGCAGUGUCACAUUGGCAGUGUGAACUCAUUUAUCAGCUCUGCACGUGGACUGUCUGAAUACAUGCACAUGCUACAAAGCCAUAUGCAAAAACACACCUGUCUACUAAUAAACAGGCAAUGGUAUAUGUAUCUCUUUUGUUGAUAAACUAGAGUGAGGACAUUUUUUAUGUGAAAAAGAAAUGGAAGUACAGAGGCCACUGAGUGGGUGCCUGUUAAACUAACAACAAAAGGGCACUAAUUGUCUUCUCUGUGUGUGUGUCUGAAUCUGUUGACUUUGUGUUAAUGAUGUGUAUUUUACAUUAACACCACAGAAAGACUUCAUACAUGCUUUAUGUGCUUCCUAAUCUAAGCCACAGAAAAACAAAAUCGCACAUUGUUUGUUUGGUGUAUGGAAGGCAAAAAGUGCCAAAAUUGGAUAAAGCCAAAACUAUGCAGUAUAAUAUAGUUAGUAACUUGUGAAUUUAAAAACCUCUUGGCACUUAAUAAUAGGCCUAUUUUCAGUUGUUUUUGAUCAUUAAAUGCAUUUAGCGUAUUUGUAUUUCCAGAGAAACAUCACAAAUGCAAAAUGUAGCCAUGUGGGACAUUGUUUGUUGUAGCGUUUUCUGCUUGUACAGCUGUGCCAAGUGAUCAAAAGCCUCCUCUCCUAAACCCACGCCAUUACAGUUCUUCUGAGGGCUGCUACGUUUGAUUCAGCUCUUUAUGUAGUUAUUUAAACCCCUGUGAGACAUCCCUUUAUUUAAACCAAUAUAUCAUCCCAAGUUCACACUCAGGAUCACCUGCCUUCAUUUCCUCCCCAUGAGAAAGAAAAAUUGGUGUUCCACAAGUCACUUCAUCUCGCUCUUCUCCUUAUUUCAGAAAUUAAAUGACAUAAAUCCAUUGUAGUACAUGUAGUACAUAAGAUACUAUGAACAACUAUGUGUGUUUCUCAUUUUGUUUGGUUUGUUUUCUGGAAAUACAGCACUGAAAUAGUUAAUGCAAUAUGUGUUCUUUUGUUCAGCUUUGACUUUUACACCAAUACUUGAAAAUGGGUCAGUUCUGGCAAAUAUUUAAAACUGUGAAAAUGCACAACACUGGGGAAACAAUCCCAGAAAAAAUAUAUAUAAAAAAGGUCUUUUUCAUGAAUAAAUAAAAUGUACAAAUGUUA